AUGUCUUUCAACAUCCACCGGCUUCUGUCUUCGACGGUCGAACAACUCAUGUCCCCGACGCUCGACCCCUUCGAAUUAUUCCUCCAAGACUUCUUGUUAAGUGGCGCCUUCGCUCGCACAUUUGGCGCCGCAGCUGCUUUGGAUCGAUUGAAGCAAUUCGCUCUCGCCACCUAUCAUCCCCUAGGUCAUCACCUGAGCUAUCUCUACGUCCCACUCGGACUGCCGCCUGCCCCUGGCUCAGCAGUUCUACUUCAAGCUCAGGCAGGGAUCAACGCCGACACGACCGAGAUACAGCUACCAAACGGAUAUCUCAUGCCGUUCUGCACCAUCGACAUUAUCGCCGUCCGCCCAUCUCAUAUCGUCCCGAGCCGGCUGUACACGCCGUACGCUGGAACGCGCCGCAACAGGUCCUCUUUACAGCGUACGGACAAGGUGCCCAUCUUUUUCAGAGGAGUAGAUGGAGGCGUUGGUGUGCGCAUAUCUUCGAACGCCGACUUUCACAACCUUCCGGAUACUCCCACUCGUAUAUCGGCAUCCUCGCUCAAGGUCGUACUCAACCUGCUCAACUAUAAGCCGUACGAGCGCCAGAUACGUCCUCGCUUGCCCUCUAUGGCCGGGAACGUCACCGUGCGGCGUCUUGCGUGUCUCGUUGCGAUGAAGGUUCGACAUUGCCUGCGGAUUGCCGCAAAGGAGAAUGCGAAGAUCUCGCACUGGGAAAGCCUGCGCUGGAGGUUUGGCACCGGACCUGGAUACAUCAAUGUCGUCGAUGUUCGUUUGCUCGGAGUUGUCUUCGUCUCCACGGGAAAGAUAACGCCGUUGCUGGAAGUGCGAUCUGACUUCGUAUUCUUGUUUGAAUGA
Molecule: messenger RNA, 858 nt
Organism: Peniophora sp. CBMAI 1063
Lineage: Eukaryota; Fungi; Basidiomycota; Agaricomycetes; Russulales; Peniophoraceae
Source: the annotation of a GenBank genome assembly